Aspergillus eucalypticola CBS 122712 is the source of this 1528-nucleotide messenger RNA. Its product is annotated as oxidoreductase. NCBI's taxonomy places the organism in Eukaryota, Fungi, Ascomycota, Eurotiomycetes, Eurotiales, Aspergillaceae. The transcript has a single exon. Gene Ontology annotation, molecular function: dioxygenase activity. The record is from RefSeq and is a predicted model, not a curated record. Bases 141 to 1196 code for a protein of 351 amino acids.
CCGAGAAGUAUCACCCCACAGCUUCGUCCGCAUCUCCCUGUAGCCGUGAAUAUAUUAUAUGUAUCCCACCAUCCCCAACGGAUCCCAACGAAAAGCCAACAUAUAUAUAUAUAUAUCACAAAGUCACAUCCACUCCAGCAAUGCCCACCAAUCGCUAUUUCGCCCAAGCCCCCCCCUUCCCCGCUGACACGCCGACCAUCGAUCUUCCCGUUCUCUCAUUUUCGGACCUACGAUCCGGCAACCCAACCGAAGGAGAGAAGUUAUUUGCCGCCAGCCGCGAAUGGGGAUUUUUCCUAAUCGACUUACACGACUCCGCAGAAGGCAGGACCCUCCUCCAUGAUGCAGAAGCCAUGUUCGAUCUUGACAUCGAGCUCUUUUCCCUCGACCAGACAACACUCGACCAAUACGCUUACAACGCGCCCAAAGACCUUACAGGCUAUAAGCGCAUGGGAGCGCUCAAAACCGACGACGGCAAGCUCGACCACAUGCACCUCUACAACAUUAACCAGGACGAUAUCCUGGGUAAUCGUCCUCCCCGCACCAACGCACCCCCGAUCGAGGCACAGCGCCCCCAGAUCCAGAAUUUCAUCCGCCACGCUUCAUCAGCUUUAGACGUUAUUCUUAAAACGCUGGAUGACCAUCUCGGUCUGGAACGCGGUACACUGAGCAAACUCAGUCCACUAGAUCAGGAGUCCGAGACCUCUGUCCGCUUACUAUGCAGUCCUCCCCACGCAUCCGGUGAAGCGAAUCGAGAUCGCAUCUCGUUAGGCGGACACACAGAUAUUGGGACAACGACGCUGCUAUUCCACAUUAUUGGAGGCCUGCAGAUCCUCCCUGCGGGGCUCGAGAAUAAGAUGGAGAAUUGGCGUUUUGUCCGACCCGUGCCGGGCUGUGCGCUGGUCAAUAUUGGUGAUGCUCUGGUAGAGUGGACCGGUCAGCUGCUACGGAGUUCCUUGCAUAGGGUUCUAGCUGCACCCGGAGAACAGGCAUUCGUGCCGAGACGGAGUGUGGCGUAUUUGGUCAGGCCGGCGAAGUCAGCAUCCAUGCGGAGAAUCCGUGGUGGGAAGAUACCGGUGCUGACUGAGGGAGAAGAGGAGGAGACGAGGUCGGUGGACGAGUGGGCAGCUUGGAGGUCGAAACAGGUUAUGUUGGGGCUGUUGAAGCCGCAGACGAGGGGAGGGGUAGUUCCUGUGUAGGGGUCCGUAUACAGGUUUCGCCGGGUAGACAGCACAGCACAGCAUACCCCCUCUCCCCAGAACCCUUCGAAUGCACAAGUGAGACCUGGUGGCCACCAACCCGAAUACUGACCUCCCAGCGUGUGGCUUGUGUGCGGUCAAUAGGCGGGUGGGUGCCUCUAAACCGGCGACCCUAGCGCUGCAAUUGUUUGGUAUGAGUUAUUUCAUAUCUCUUAUGCGCCAUUUUGCUGGACCAGAUGGAAUCUCUGCCGGGGACCGUUUAUGCUGUUAGCACAAAGUUAGUACAAUAGUUACAAUCAAUGUCACGUUCAACAGGAUGACCCUGAAGGGGC